AUGGGCUCGCAUGUGGUUCAGACUCUACGGCAGGGGGUGUGGGCUUCGCUUACAGGCGGAUGGUAUCACGACCCGGACCAGAAUAAAUUCAAUAACUCAUGUCACCUCUAUCUGUGGAUGUUUCUUCUCAUGCUUCCUCUUUCCCUGCAUUUGGCCCUCCCACCAACCUGCAUGGCACUUAGCAUCUACUGCACCUCCGUGACCGUCUUCUUCAUCACCAUCAAGGCGGUGAACUACCGGCUCCACCUCAUGUUCGACAGGGGCGACAUCGUGGCAGCCCAGAACAGCGUGUCUGACGACAACAAAGGUGAUGAAAAGAAGAGCAACGCCUCUGACCCCUGCCUCCCCGCAAACUUGAGAAAAAGCAGCACCGCCCCAGACAACGUUGCCAUGACUGUAUUGACCAGAAACCGUCUCAGUCCCAUCAUACAAGUGACUGUGAAACAGACUGACACAGACAGUGGCUUGAUUGGUAUGGACUGCCCCAGAGCGGAGGAGUUAAGGAGUGCAGAAGGUAAGCGACGCCAGGAGGGUGUGGAGGAGAAGGAGGAGGUGGAGGAGGUGGAGGAUGUGGAGGAGGAGUGCCCCCAGGACAUGUCCAGCCCCAACCCAGACCAGGCCGCCCCUCUCCUGGAGCAGGAGCAGAGGCCUCCCCCUGACAGAGAUCAGGCCGCAGACCAGGCCCAGGAUGAGGACGAGGAGGAUGAGGACGAAGAUGAGGACGAGGACCCUCCCACCUCGAAAGACAGUGCCCUCCAGAGCCCAGACGAGGAGAGCGAGGCAGAGCCAAAGGAGAAGCCGUCAAUGGACCCCAACAACAAUGCACAGAGUGAAGAAGGGGACAGUGGUGGUGAGCCUUCCCUGGACGACGGCCUGGCCUCUCCCGACCAGCCGCUGCCCCCCGAGGAGGUCUACUGCUCCGACGAGAUCGCCGUGAUGCUGGUGGACAACUCCGGAGCAGCGGGGGUGGGGAUGGGGGUGGGGGUGGGCCGCCUGGACGAUCGCGACACGGUGAAGAUCAUCAUCACCAUGAGCUGCGACGUGCAGACCGCCGCCGAGCUGGAGGAGUCGGUGAAGCAGAGCCUCCUGGAGUCCGCGCAGGCGCAGAUGGCCAGCAGGGAGGCGGCGGGUCUGGGGGGGCACCACGGCGAGGGGAGGGGGGGCGACUGCAUGAUCCGCAUCCCCGUCAUCACCUUCGACUCGCCCCUGGAGGACGAGUACCACGAGGCCAUCGUGGAGGGGGGAGACGAGGAGGAGGAGGAGGAGGAGGAAGAACACACGCCAGCUGCGGAGGACGAGCUCGGCAUAGACCAACCACACACGCAACAUCUCGAGCUCAGCCAAUCCAAAGAGCCAAUCAGCUCUGACUCAGCCAUGCUGGACAGCGACGCCGUACAGGGUGGCGAGCUGGACGACCCGGAAGUGGAACACGGCAGCCUGGUGCUGACCAACGACAACAGCAGCUCGGGGAUCGACGUACACUCGCACCCGGAGCCGGACGAGAACGAGGCCCCGGAGCUCCGGAUGGACGCGGCCGGGUUCCUGCAGAUCCCCGCGGGCUACGGCGGCCGGUGCAUGCCGGCCCCGGGAGGAGGAGGAGGAGGAGGAGGAGGUGGCAGGAUACACGCUCGAGGCCUCAGCAUCGACAGCGGCAGGGACGCCAUGCUCAUCGCCGAGUCCAAGUCCAGGGGCCGGGCGCAGACCAUGACCACGUCCAAGUCGGACCUGGAGGCCAAGGAGGGCCAGAUCCCCAACGAGUCCAGCUUCCUGGAGUUCGCCUCGCUGCUGGAGUCCAUCAACAGCACCCGGACGCCCGGCGGAGCGCAACCGGAGGAGGAGGAGGAGGCCGAACACACGGACGACAAAGAGGAGGAUGAAGACGAUACUAUGGUUACGGUGAAAAACGAUGAGGAGUCGGAGACGCCGAGCCAUCGUCCAGACAGGCCGAAUCCUCCCAACAGCCUGGCCACAGACACCCCCCUUGCUGUUCCAGAGAGGCUGAUACCCAUCGUUUCACCCGACAGUCCCCAGACAGACAAAGAUAAGGACCCAGAUUACGACUCGCUGCCAUCCCAGACGUCUCAAUCGGAGAGCUCCAUGCUCCAAGUCAUCUGCAGGCCCGAGGCAACCUCCAAAGAGGAGGCCUACACCUUCCACACCGUCCACAGAGACAGACCCAGGAAGCUCUACAACGAGAGAGCCUUGAACUUACCCCUUGGAGCUGAGCUGAUAACUGGCAACAUGUGUGAUCUCCUGUCCACGUCCUCCAACUCGGAGUGCCAGGACGGUUUAGCAGGAGGACAUGCUGACUGUCCAUUCCAGCGGCGCAUCGUCGCCGGCCACAGGCUGCGCCCAAGGAGAACACACCCAGAAAUCUUCCAGGAAGAAGAUUCCCUGGAUGAGUCAUCAGACACAUCAACACAAGAGAAACCAUCUGGAAAGCUCUACUACAAGCUGAAGAUCUUUCCAGGGAAGUGGAUCAACAUCCUAUACGAUCGGCUGGCAUUACUCGCCCUGUUUGACAGGAAUCAAGAUGUGGUGGAAAACAUGGUGGCUGUGUUUCUGGCUUUCCUGGUGUCUUUCCUGGGAUUCGUCUUGCUUAACCACGGUUGCUUCAAAGACAUUUGGGUGUUCCAGUUCUGCCUUGUCAUUGCGAGCUGUCACUAUUCCCUUUUGAAGAGCGUCCAACCUGAUGCCGCUUCACCAACCCAUGGGCACAAUCAACUCGUUGCCUACAGUCGAGCGGCGUACUUCUGCAUUUUCUGUGGCCUUAUUUGGAUCUUGGAGCUGAUACUACAGCAGUCGGACCUGCCUGUGUCCCGCGUGUAUGGCAUGAACAUUGUCUUGUCUGAUGCCCUCCGUUUUGUCCGAGACGUUUUAGUCGGAUUCACACACUGUUUCCCAUUCACGUUCCUGCUCGGCCUUCUUCCGCAGAUAAAUACAUUUGUCAUAUACUUCCUGGAGCAGAUCGAUAUUCAUUUCUUUGGAGGGACAGCUGCCACUGGGCUGGUGUCGGCGGUGUACAGCAUCACCAGGAGUCUGAUGGCUGUCGUGUUACUCUAUGGUUUCUGCCUCGGAGCGCUGAAGGAGCCGUGGGAUGAGCAGCACAUCCCAGCCCUGUUCUCUGGCUUCUGUGGUCUGCUCGUGGUCUUCUCCUAUCACCUCAGCAGACAAAGCAGUGACCCCUCCGUGCUCAUGUCUCUAAUCAGGUCCAAGCUGGUCCAUGUCCUGGGUGGGAAUGAGGCAGAGGACGAGGCCAGCUCUGAGAACACAGACCCCCUGCCAGACAAGCUGCGAGACUCAGUGAAAGAAAUCAUCAUAUCGGACUUGUUCGUGUGCACGCUGGCAUCAGUGCUGACCUUUGCCAUCACUGCCAGCACUGUUUUCCUGUCCCUCAGGCCCUUCGUGACCAUCGUGCUGUAUGCUCUGGCUGGAGUGGUUGGCUUCGUGACCCACUACCUCAUCCCCCAGCUGAGGAAGCACCACCCCUGGCUGUGGAUCGCUCAUCCUGUGCUCAAGAGCCGGGAGUACUCCCAGUUUGAGCCUCGAGAGGACGCCCAUCUGAUGUGGUACGAGCGACUGUACAUCGGACUGCUCUCCUUCGAGAAGUACGUUGUCUACCCUGCAAUCGUGCUCAGUGCCCUGACUAAUGACGGCUUCGCUCUCAGUCAUCACAAGAGACUGGGCAUCCACUUUGAUGUCUUGUUGAUGACAGUUGCUGGGAUGAAGCUCCUCCGCACUUGCUUCUGCAAUCCCAGCUACCAGUUCCUUACCCUCGUCUUCACAGUGGUCUUCUUCGAGUUCGACUGCAGCAAGGCGUCCGAGACCUUCCUGCUCAACUUCUUCCUCAUGACCAUCAUCUUCCACAAGCUCUGGGACCUGCUCCAUAAGCUCCACUUCAUCAUGGUCUACAUCGCGCCGUGGCAGAUCGCAUGGGGAAGUGCUUUUCACGCCUUCGCUCAGCCUUUUGCAGUGCCUCACUCUGCCAUGCUGCUGUUGCAGACGCUGCUCACCACCCUCUUCUACACGCCCCUCAGCCCCUUCCUGGGCAGCGCCAUCUUCAUCACCUCAUACCCACGACCCAUCAAGUUCUGGGAGAGGAAUUACAACACCAAACGCAUAGACAAUUCCAACAGCAGACUGGUCUCUCAGGUGGACAAGGAAACAGGCUGUGACGAUAACAACCUGAACUCCAUCUUCUACGAGUACCUGACGCGCUCGCUGCAGCACUCGCUGUGCGGCGACCUGAUGCUGGGUCGCUGGGGCAACUACAGCUCUGGCGACUGCUUCAUCCUGGCCUCCGACUACCUCAACGCCUUCGUGCACCUCAUCGAGAUCGGCAACGGCCUCGUCACCUUCCAGCUGCGCGGCCUGGAGUUCAGGGGCACGUACUGCCAGCAGCGCGAGGUGGAGGCCAUCACGGAGGGAGUGGAGGAGGACGAGGCGUGCUGCUGCUGCGAGCCGGGCCACCUGCCCCACGUGCUGUCCUGCAACGCGGCCUUCAGCCUGCGCUGGCUGGCCUGGGAGGUCACCACCACCAAGUACCUGCUGGAGGGCUACAGCAUCAGCGAGAACAACGCCGCCACCAUGCUGCAGGUGUACGACCUGCGCAAGCUGCUCAUCACCUACUACCUGAAGAGCAUCAUCUACUUCCUGGUCCACUCCCCCAAGCUGCAGACGUGGCUGAAGGAUGCGGUGAUGAUGGAGGCGCUGCUGCCCUACACCAAGUGGCACCACAUCGAGCGCGACCCGGCCGUCUUCAGCGUGAAGAUCGAUGAGGACUACGUCCACUGCCUCCAGGGCGUCACCAGGGCCAGCUUCUGCAACGUCUACCUGGAGUGGAUACAGUUCUGCGCCGGCAAGCGGGAAGAGCCUGUGGAGUGUGAUGAGGACUCGUCGCUGGUGACUCUGUGUUUUGCCCUGUCGGUGUUGGGACGGAGGUCUCUAGGAACAGCUUCCCACAACAUGUCAAACAGCCUGGAGUCCUUCUUGUAUGGGUUCAACACCCUGUUCAAGGGUGACUUCCGCAUCUCCAGUAAAGAUGAGUGGGUGUUUGCAGACAUGGACCUGCUGCAGAAGGUGGUGGCGCCAGGAGUGAGGAUGAGCCUGAAACUCCAUCAGGACCACUUCACGUGCCUGGAGGAGACGGAGGAGCCGUCCAUCCUGUACGAGGCCAUCACCGGCUACCGCAGCAGCCUGGUCAUCUGCCACGAGAGCGACCCCGCCUGGCGCAAGGCGGUACUGUCCAGCCGCAACACGCUGCUCACGCUGCGCCACAUGGUGGACGACGGCACCGAUGAGUACAAGAUCAUCAUGCUGUACAAGCGGCACCUCAGCUUCAAGGUCAUCAAGAUCAACAAGGAGUGUGUGCGGGGGCUGUGGGCGGGCCAGCAGCAGGAGCUGGUCUUCCUGCGGAACCGGAACCCGGAACGCGGCAGCAUCCAGAACUCCAAGCAGGCGCUGCGCAACAUGAUCAACUCCUCCUGCGACCAGCCGCUGGGCUACCCCAUGUACGUCUCGCCCCUGACCACCUCCUACAUGGGCACGCACAAGCAGCUGCGCGCCAUCUGGGGCGGACCCAUCAGCAUCGACACCGUACGCGGCUGGCUCUGCACCAAGUGGCUACGGGUGCGCAAGGACAACUUGACGAGCUGUAACAGUGGGGUGAACAUGGAGGACGUAGACUGUGCCGGCUCUUCGCUCAGCCAGAACCACAACUCCAUCACGUCGCAGAGUCUCAGCGCUUACCAGUCUCGCCCACGCAGCUCACAGGCCAACCGACAGCACGCCACAGGUCGUCGCGAGUACCGCAGCAGGUCGGUGCAGCCCCAGGCCCAGCGUGCGGCGGCGGCGACCAGCCAAUCGGGCGGCCCCGUCCAGGACAGCCAGAGCCAGCAGGCCUCCACGGCCUCGGGCCUCAGCCUGGUGCAGCGCCUCUCACACAGCCAACUCUCCUUCAACACCUCCAUGGCCUCCAUCUUCUCACAGGUGCCUCGGCUCUCCACGGCUGGAGGAGGAGGAGGAGGGGGUAACCACCAUCGCUCGGGCCAGGUGUCAUCGUCCAGCUCGACGCUCAGUCUGCUGUUUGGCAAGCGCAGCUUCUCCAGUGGCCUGGUGAUCUCGGGGCUGUCGGCGGCCGAGGGCGGCAACACCACCGAGUCACAGUCCUCCAGCAGCAUGAACAUUGCCGCCAUGGGCCAAUCAGGACGCUCCACCAGCCGAGCCACGCAGUGGACGUCAGAUGCCUUCGAGAGCAUCGACGGGACGUACUCCAACGUCUACACCGGGGCCAAAGACAGCACGCCAACGCCGUCCAUCGACCGGAGCAGCACCCACGGCACGGACCGCAGCCAGGAUGCCUCCGCCAUGACCUCGGCCGUUCAGGACUUACACGAGCAGAAGGACGAAUGACUUUAAUAAAUGGGAUUUAGUUGAAGAAGGUAGGUCUGCACACUGCGGAAUAAGCUCCAAAAAAUAAAGUUUAUUAAAUGAAAACAGCAACGUUUCAAUCACCCUGGAUCUUCGUCAGGCAUCAGCGAUCUACCUUCUUCAACUGUCUGACACUUUUGUCUAGCACUUGCAACAAGUGACUUUGGAUGUGCGCACCCUACCCAAAACGACUGAAAUGGGAUUUACACGACCAGAAGAGAGUUUGAAACGGGACUUGCACGACCAGAAGAGCGUUUGAAAUGGCACCCCUGCCGAAAUCUCUUGUCACGCCAACAACACCAACACCACCAAAAGAAUCCACUUCUGCCUCACUUGCCCCAGGUCUCCACCAAAAACUUUCCAGCACGAUGGUUAUGAGUUUUCCCCCCCCGAGUUUCCUAAAUGUACAUGUGGACUGUGACUUUUUUUUAAAACAAGAAAAAAUACUGGUCUAUUAAAUUAAAAG
Messenger RNA from Engraulis encrasicolus (European anchovy), 6895 nucleotides. It is a transcript of the gene pcnx2, whose product is annotated as pecanex 2. The record is from RefSeq and is a predicted model, not a curated record. Gene Ontology annotation, cellular component: membrane. Lineage: Eukaryota; Metazoa; Chordata; Actinopteri; Clupeiformes; Engraulidae. Bases 1 to 6411 code for a protein of 2136 amino acids. The transcript has 37 exons.